AUGUCUUCCACCUACAGAAACCUCCUUCUCUUGGCGGUUGCCGGUCUUGCAAUAGCGACACCAUUGCCACAAUACGAUAGCGAGCCCCAGAGGGCUAUUGUAAAUGAGACGGCCGGGUCCCCUUCAUGGGCUGAGAUGGACACUAUGAAGGUCAUUACACCAAUUGGUGCUGAAUGUUUCCUCAUGGGAAACCCUCAUGUUUAUCCGCUUGGUCUCAGAGUUGGUAUCUACCUUCAAUGGUUUGCUACUAUCUUGGCCAACUUCUUCGUCCCGUCGGUUGCCUCCUCGAUGCGCGGUAUCAAUACGUUGUUUCAAAUCGCCAUCUUCAGUGGUCUAUCUUAUGAAAUUACCAAUAUGGAUGCAUUGGAUGGGAUUGAAGUUUUCAUUCUCCUGACCCUUUGCAUCGGAAGCGUCGUUUGCUUGAUCACCUCCCCCAACAUGGACGUCAAAGUCACCAGAGCUGGGCAUAUCGCUAGAUUAUUUGUUUUUCUCGGUAUCUUUAUGUUCGGAUCAUGGUACUGGUUUACUGGCUACAAGUUCACCGCUAUGACUAGGUGCACACAAGAGAUUCUGUUCCUCUUCUUCUGGAAGGUCCACCUCUACCACUGGUUCAUGGGUUUCUCCCAGGCUGUCAUGAUCAUUGGUUGCCUUGCCUGCGCUGGUACCCUUGGUUAUGAGAUUUAUUACCUCACCAACAUCAUCGGCAACGACGGCUUCAAGCCCACUCUCUCCAAGGCCCUCCAAGGCAAACUUCACAGAGACUCCGCUCUCGGUGGUGUUCUUCAACAGGAGAGGUACGCUUGGGUCUCUGGGGCUUUGUUGGUUAUCAUCUUUGUCAUCACCGCCGCCUUUAUCGCUACCGUUGAAGGUGCCCUGAAGUACAGCAACACCUUCCUCACAUUCAACCUCGGAUCCCCCGUCGAGCUUAUUCCAUUUAUCAUCGGAUUGUUUAGCUUGCUCAAGGUUUUCGUCGGAAUGGCUGCCGGAGCCGCCAAAGUUAUCAAUGAUGGUAUGUCUCGAUCUCGAUCCGAGACACCAGAAGGAAAGGAGUUGAGCUCGAGACCAAGCACCGGCGCUGGCUUCCGUUUGUAG
This is a messenger RNA of Orbilia oligospora ATCC 24927, 1092 nucleotides long. RefSeq lists its product as uncharacterized. The record is from RefSeq and is a predicted model, not a curated record. Bases 1 to 1092 code for a protein of 363 amino acids. The transcript has 2 exons. NCBI's taxonomy places the organism in Eukaryota, Fungi, Ascomycota, Orbiliomycetes, Orbiliales, Orbiliaceae.